GAAGUUCUCUGGUCUUAGUUUACUGUUUGAUUCAGCGACGAAGAGGAGGUGAAAGAUGAAGACUCUGCUUGUCCUCGUUCUCUGCUCCCUGGCUCUGGCUGUCCCCUGUCUGACCGACGAAGUGGCAAAGCCUGCUGGUGACCACCCUGCUGAGGACGGCUUGUUUGCGGAGAAGGAGCAGGCGUCCACCGUGGUGAGACAGAAGAGAGCUGCAGCAGAGUUAACACUCACCCAGCUGGAGAGCCUGAGUGAAGUGUGCGAGACCAACCUGGCCUGUGACGAAAUGAUGGACACCGAUGGAAUCAUCGCCGCCUACACCGCCUACUACGGACCAAUCCCCUAUUAGAACCAUCCCAACGUCCCUUCUUCUCUUUGCAUUCUCACCCUUGAGCUUAACUUUGUCUUUGCGGUUUUUAAAAAAGGUCCCAAAGUAAAAUAUCAAAAUAUAAAAGAUGGAGUCGGCAUGUGAGUUUAUUUCCCCCCCUGCAUCGCCCCUCAGUGUCUCCGUCAGUU
This is a messenger RNA of Platichthys flesus (European flounder), 513 nucleotides long. It is a transcript of the gene bglap, whose product is annotated as bone gamma-carboxyglutamate (gla) protein. NCBI's taxonomy places the organism in Eukaryota, Metazoa, Chordata, Actinopteri, Pleuronectiformes, Pleuronectidae. The record is from RefSeq and is a predicted model, not a curated record. Gene Ontology annotation, cellular component: extracellular region. Gene Ontology annotation, biological process: response to vitamin K; regulation of cellular response to insulin stimulus; osteoblast differentiation. The transcript has 4 exons. Gene Ontology annotation, molecular function: calcium ion binding; structural constituent of bone; hydroxyapatite binding. Bases 56 to 346 code for a protein of 96 amino acids.